AUGAACCUCCCAACCAGCAGGAGCUUCGUUGAUCGUCUGAUCACCGAACUAGCCAGCUUCCAAUCUCCAUUAACGGGGAUCCCCAUCUCUGGAGCAGAUCAGUCCAGAGUUCCGACAUCAAUAAAUCCCUUCACGGGUCUACCUCCAUCACAACUGGCCCAAGUGAAGCCCAUAGUGCUUACCCUCCACUGCCUGUUUCCAAACGACCUCCUCCCAGCAUUAGACAUCCUUGACCGCCGACUUGUGCAUCGUCUCAUUUGCAAAGGAGGAAGCACCACCGCAGGUGUCCUUGGCCUAGACCACGCCAUGCCUGCAGAUGAACGCACCCAUGAAACGACAAACAACCCCCUCGACCCCAAAUCUGCAGCACCACAAAGUAUUUUCCUUGUGACAUCUGCGUCAUCCACCCCACUGCACACCCACCCAGUUGGAGCUGGAGCUCCAUCCAAAACAGCGUCUACGCAAGAACCAGACAAGGGCUACGAAGUUCGCCUACACUCGUGGAACUGUACGUGCCCCACCUUCGCACUCUCUGCAUUCAAGGAUCUAGACUCGAGACGGGACGGCCAGUCCCCUCAGUACUCUCAUGAAAUUUCGAUGCCGAUGUCAAGGUCGGCGUUGCAUGACCGCGGGGGCCGGGAUGAACCUGUUAUUUACCCUUUUGGUGGGACACUCACGCGUGAUACAGACAGAGGGUCGCCGCCAGUCUGUAAGCAUAUUCUCGCUUGUAUUUUGUUUGCUCGGUGCCCGGGGCUCUUUGGAGAGCAUGGCGAUGGCAAACGGAUGGUUUCUAUGGAGGAGAUGGCAGGCUGGUGUGCUGGGUGGGGAGGUUGA
Molecule: messenger RNA, 834 nt
Organism: Penicillium argentinense
Lineage: Eukaryota; Fungi; Ascomycota; Eurotiomycetes; Eurotiales; Aspergillaceae
Exons: 1
Coding region: 1-834 (277 amino acids)
Source: RefSeq, a predicted model, not a curated record